AAACGAGACCGCGUUUGGACCGCACGCGUUUUUUCGCUUACAUUAAAAACGUUAUCAAAACUUCAAUUAAUUUUCAAUUAACUUAAAAAACACUCAGCUAUCUGUGUUACAUUUAAACCGUGUUUAGUAUUAUAUGUGUGCAACAUUGUCGUCCAGGAUUUUGUUUUAUAAUUUAUUGGCGAGCCAUGCGGACAUCACUAUCAGUACAUGCGAGAUCAACGGAGAGAACGCAUCUCUCAAACUAAGAUAUCUAAUCCGAUAAAGAAAUAAUCAACGUUCAAGUGAAAAUUAGAUCGAACGAGAGACGAAACAUUCGUCGGCCAUUUUGUGAUAUUGAAACUUGAAGUGGUUCGUGUUCGAUUUUCAAAAAUUACAAUAAUCCGAUCGUAGCGAUCCAUUGUUAAUUUCGUGCCGCGUUUAAACGCGUCGCUACUUUAAAGACUAGUGAAGUGAAGUGGUGUAGUAAACUUUUAAAGAUGGCAACUACGGGCAGUGAGAUGUGGCUGCAGUGGUUUGCUUGCUGCUACCAGCCAGCUGCGCAAGCACAGCGUACCCGGCGGAGAAUAGACAGAUCUAUGAUUAGUGCACCAACCAAUUUCCAACACACAGGACACAUCGGAUCAACCGACGUGGACAUGCCCUCAUCGCUGCUUCACUCCAUACAGAACCAGAUGCAAAGUAAGGGAGGUUACGAAAUGGCAUAUGGUGUUAAGGUUUAUUGAGCGAAGGCGGCUUUAUCAGAGACGUUUGUGACAAAACAGAGUGAAAAUAUUCUAAUAUGAUCUUAAUAUGUAUUUAUUAAAGAAACCUUUAGUUUUAAGAUUAGAUAGUUAUGUUUUGUUGUGUAUAGAGAAUAACACCGGAGACGAAAAUGUAUGAGUUACCUAAAUUUAGACGAUGCACACACAUAGCGAUUAUAUAUUUUGUACCAAAUAAGUAUAAUAAGUCAUUUACUAUUUGAAAAAGCAAAUUGUCUUAACACAAUCUUAUAAUUUAACAAAAUUUGUAUAAUCACCCCGUUUCUGAAAUGUAAAUUAAAAAGAAUUUUUGUCCUUAUAUAUUUCUACCUAAGCCAAAAUUAAAAAAAAAAAAGUAUCAAAACGAAUACUUUAAUUGGG
Vanessa atalanta (red admiral) is the source of this 1118-nucleotide messenger RNA. It is a transcript of the gene Spec2, whose product is annotated as CDC42 small effector protein homolog. Gene Ontology annotation, cellular component: plasma membrane. NCBI's taxonomy places the organism in Eukaryota, Metazoa, Arthropoda, Insecta, Lepidoptera, Nymphalidae. Gene Ontology annotation, biological process: regulation of Rho protein signal transduction. Gene Ontology annotation, molecular function: small GTPase binding. The transcript is spliced from 4 exons. The record is from RefSeq and is a predicted model, not a curated record. Bases 477 to 722 code for a protein of 81 amino acids.